Molecule: messenger RNA, 2562 nt
Organism: Capra hircus (goat)
Lineage: Eukaryota; Metazoa; Chordata; Mammalia; Artiodactyla; Bovidae
Gene: SH2D7
Product: SH2 domain containing 7
Exons: 6
Coding region: 12-1418 (468 amino acids)
Cellular component (GO): cytoplasm
Source: RefSeq, a predicted model, not a curated record
UGCUCGCCAGAAUGGAGGCCCACCUCAGGCAGCUCAGCCUGGGCAAGGGGCCCAAGGGGGCUGGGGACAGACAGGCCCUGGCUGAGCUGCAGGAGCUGGCCCUGAGCUGGUUCAUGGAGACGCAAGCCCCCCUCAUUCUGCAGAACGGAGCCCUGCCCCCCUGGUUUCACGGAUUCAUCACCCGCAAGCAGACAGAGCAGCUGCUCAGGGACAAAGCUCUUGGCUCCUUCCUCAUCCGCCUCAGUGACCGGGCCACCGGCUACAUCUUGUCCUACAGGGGCAGUGACCGCUGCCGGCAUUUUGUCAUCAAUCAGCUCCGAAACCGGCGCUACCUCAUCUCAGGGGACACCCAGAGCCACGGCACCCUGGCGGAACUCGUGCACCAUUACCAGGAGGUGCAGUUUGAGCCCUUCGGGGAGACCCUGUCUGCUGCCUGCCCCCGGAUGGAGGACAAUGAUCUCUAUGACGCCAUCACCCUGGGCCUCCAUCAAACUGAUCCUAGCCUGGAAUACCCACCAGAGAAGGCCAGCAGCCCCCCUGCCUCUCCAAAGCACCAGGUCUCCUUCCUCCACAAAAGGAGGAGCCUGGAUGCAAGUCCCUGGAAUCUCUCCGAGGAAGAAAGCAUGGAGGCCCCUGUCAAGGCGCCCCCGCUCCCGGAGAGGAGAGCUUCCCAUCUGAGCAACUCUUUUGGAGGCUCCAACAACAUCAUCUAUGCAGACCUGAGAAAGAUGAACCAGGCCCGGCUAGGCCUGGGCACGGAUGUAUCCGGCUGGCAGGGGCCAGUUCCAGGUGGCAGCCAGGCCUGUUCUCCAGGCAAGGAGGCCCCGAGGAGACUUUCAGAUGGAAGCCAGAACAAGCCUGAUGGCCCAGGACCUGCCCUGUCUGGGGUGAGCCCAGACCAGGGCCCUAGAGUGUCUCCCACUUCUUGGGGCCGCCUCCUGCCUUCCAGCUCUGAGGCCUCAGGAUCCUCAGGGGCUACCUGGAGCCAGGGGUCUUCAAAACUGAGCUGUGGGGCCCAGCCCUGCUCCCAGAGCAGUUGUGCAGACACCUACGAGUCCAUCUGGACAGAAGACCUCCCUGAGGAUGCCAGGGAUGUGCCACGCAGGGAAGGCGGCAGUGCCUAUGAGCAGAUUGCAGUCUGCUGGGGGGGCCCAGCCAGGACCCCCUACCCUGGGAUGAGCCCCACAUACAGCAAGCUUUCAGGGUUCAUGGACUGUGGUUAUGAGAGGAUCUCGGGGGUCCCAGAGCUCCCAGAGCCCAGACACACCUAUGAACAAAUCCCAGGAGCAAGCAGCCAGGAGCAAGGAGGCUGGACGGACACACAAAUCCAAGCAGCCAGGAGCAAGGAGGCUGGACAGACACACAAGCCUGACAAGCUCCGGAGGCUCUUCUUCACAGAUAAGAAGCACAAACCUUGAGGAGACCUGGCUUCCAGCGGCCCACCAGCGGGAUUCCUGGGCCCGGGGCCACACCAGAGGUUAUUAGGAAGCUCUCAGCUUGUUUGAAGGCACCCCUUGGACCCUCAAACCCAACCAGCCUGCUUUGGAACCAGGCUCCGAGACAGCCUAGAUGCCCACCAGCAACAGGGUGGGAGGGGACCUUCCAGUCUCCUGCUGCUCAGGACUGAGUCCCACUCCCCACCCCAGGGCCUCCCACCCAUCCAGAGGAAGUCACAGCCUGAGAGGAGGGGGGACCAGCCAAAGGCAGGGGUGAGCGCCCCCCGCUUCCAAGAUGAGCAGGCUGGGGGGCUCCUGGACGAUUGAUGGAGCUGGCCUCCCACCACUGAACACUUACUGAGCAUGGGACAGGCCCUGUGGCAUGGCUGGCAUCUUAGCUGAGUGAUGUCAUACAGUUGCUCCGGAGACCAAAACCAGUCCCCCUCAUUGUGGCCCUAUCAGAGAGCCGGGGUGGGAAGUAGCAGCAGAGUGCCAUCUCAGAGGGGAGGUUCUGACCCUGGGGCAGCUGAGCUCUGCCCCAUCCCCUCUGCCCCUCUCCGCCCCCACCUUUAUGCGGGCCACAUAAUGCAAGGUGGGCAGACCCUGGUCCGACCCUUCUGCUGCAGAUGAGUGAGCCGGGUGGCGGGCAGGGAGGGACAGAGAACCAGAGAGGAGCAGCAACCUGCCUGAGGCUGCAGAGUCAGCAGCCUGGGCGCCACUGGGCGGUUUCUGGAGUCAGCCAGUGGGUGCUUGCUGGCCUCCCUAUAUAACCAGGUCACCCUCAUCUGUGCUCUGCCUCCAGCCAGUGGUGGUCUUUAGGGGUGGCUCUCAGACCCCUCCUAACGCAGGCCCAAACCUGGCCAGCUGCCCGGGCUCAGCCUGAGUACUGCUGGGUGGUUCCUGGAGCCAGCCAGUGGGCGCCUGCCGGCCAUCCCUAUGUGACUGGUCACCAUGGACCCGGCCCCGUGACUGAUACAGACGUUCGCUGGAAUGGCUCUCACUAUGAGGGACGUGGAGAUGAUUUUUCACCCAACAUCGGCUCUUCAUGGAGCUCCCUAGGAUCUGGGGCCCAGAUAUGUCUCCUCCCAAGGACACAAGCACUGAAAUAAAGUUGGUGCCGAAGGUG